Molecule: messenger RNA, 582 nt
Organism: Juglans regia (Persian walnut)
Lineage: Eukaryota; Viridiplantae; Streptophyta; Magnoliopsida; Fagales; Juglandaceae
Product: 30S ribosomal protein 3, chloroplastic-like
Exons: 2
Coding region: 1-582 (193 amino acids)
Biological process (GO): translation
Cellular component (GO): ribosome
Molecular function (GO): structural constituent of ribosome
Source: RefSeq, a predicted model, not a curated record
AUGGCGAUUCAACCAAGCCUCAAUGUGUCUCUGAAGCCCUCGUUCCCUAGCCAAAACUUCUUCCUUAAACCCUUCGAAGAAAAAGCCUCAAUCUUUGCAAGGCCACCUUCACACUCGUACUCCGAGUUAAAACGACUAAGUCGCCACAGUACCAGUCAAAGGACGAGAAUCUUCAAACUAUCCACCUCAGCGUCAACUUCGUCCGCUGAAGCAGCUGUCGCCAAAGACACUCUUGCUGAUGAUAAUUUCUCUCCAAGUCCCCUCCAGAUAAAGAGGUACUUUCACACGCACACACACUCUAAGAUUGGGUUGGUUGUGAAGCCAACGGAGAAGCCGAGGUUAGUGUUGAAGUUCAUUUGGAUGGAGAAGAACAUUGGCAUUGCACUUGACCAGAAGAUACCAGGACAUGGCACAAUCCCGUUGAGUCCGUACCACUUCUGGCCGAGGAAAGAUGCUUGGGAAGAGGUCAAGGAGUUACUUGAAAGCAAGCCCUGGAUAUCUCAGAAGCAGAUCAUCAUUCUCCUCAAUCAGGCUACGGAUAUCAUUAAUUUGUGGCGGCAGAGUGGGGGCAAUCUAGCAUAA